CCGCCGCUGCAAUUUGCUUAGCUGUUAACAUCUGGUCAAAAGGAAAGUCAAAUGUCUGCAUACCCAGCACUUCCACCGCCGGACGUUGUCCACCGCCACAUAAACAGCGGCGCCAAUAUAUACAAUUCUGUGUGCCACUCCCAUCCCUCGCCCUCGGUCUCGUUCUCAUCGCAGUUUCCGUUUCACGUGAUCAUGAGUCCUUUUCUAUGUAUAUAAAUGGAUCAUGAGUCCCUUUCUACCGCUGAUCACUACUCUCUUCAAGUAAGAAGAUAUAAUUAAUUGAGCAACAAUAUCGACGAUGUGUGGCGGCGCGAUCAUCUCCGACUUCAUCCCUUCCCGCCAGCGCCACCGCCACCCCCACAAUGCUUCCGGCGCCGCCGAUUCCGAUGAUAUCCUCUCCGCCUCCGACCUCUGGCCCUGCUCUGCCCCUCCUGUAAAAGUUCCUCGGAAGCGCGAGCGCAAGAACUUAUACCGCGGGAUCCGGCAGCGGCCGUGGGGGAAGUGGGCGGCGGAGAUCCGCGACCCGGUGAAGGGCGUGCGGGUUUGGCUCGGCACCUUCGCCACCGCCGAGGAGGCCGCCCGCGCCUACGACCGCGAGGCCCACCGCAUCCGCGGCAAGAAGGCCAAGGUCAACUUCCCCAACGAGAUCCAGCCCGACGAGCUCGAGCACUGCCACGGCUCCGACCCCGUCGGCGACCGCCUCGUCGCCGAGCCUGACCCUCAAGAGAAAUUGGCCACGCCGGCCGCAGAAGAGGACGCAGAUGUCAGGAGGCUGUCGGAGGAGCUGAUGGCCUACGAGUCGUACAUGAACUUCUUCGGGAUCCCUUACAUGGAUGGCGGAGGAGCAUGCACGGCGCCGGCUGCGGAACAGGGGACGGGGGCGUGUAAUCCGGUGACCGCGCCGGGCAUGGAGAUGCUUUGGAGCUUCGACGACGACGUUCUUUUUCCUAUCCCCGACGACCUCUGAAUCUCACCUCCUGCUCCUCCGGUUGUAGUUGUUGUUUAAUCUCUGAAAUUGUGCUUAAUUAAUUAUUCGUGAUUUAUUGCUUU
Zingiber officinale is the source of this 1050-nucleotide messenger RNA. RefSeq names its product ethylene-responsive transcription factor ERF071-like. The record is from RefSeq and is a predicted model, not a curated record. Gene Ontology annotation, biological process: regulation of DNA-templated transcription; ethylene-activated signaling pathway. Lineage: Eukaryota; Viridiplantae; Streptophyta; Magnoliopsida; Zingiberales; Zingiberaceae. The coding region runs from base 299 to 967 and encodes 222 amino acids. Gene Ontology annotation, molecular function: DNA-binding transcription factor activity; DNA binding. The transcript is spliced from 2 exons.